AUGGAAGAGGGCGUCAGCGUGAUCCAGGGCGACAGAAACAACCCAGUGUUCGACGUGGCCAAGGAGCUCGGGCUGCUAGGCCAACCUGUAGCAGAACCUGACUGGGGUUGUGGCGCAGCCUUUGAAACACCUGUUUACCUCUUCGCCUUUUCUUGCUUCUGCGGCCGUUUUCAUACGAGCGGCCGAGCCUUUCCCUCGCUAAGCUUCUUCCUCAAUGCAGAGAGCGACGUCGUGACGAGCGACGGGGACAAGAUACCCUUGACGAACGUCCUCAAGGGCGCCAGCAUCCUGCAGCAGCUCCGGCAGGACGAAAGGGAUAGGCGCCGCUUUCCCGUGUACAGAGACCGGCCGCUCGGGGACUUCUAUCUGGAUAGGUUUGAAGAGCUGUGGGGACCCUCUGAUAACGAUAAGGACAAACAGGCGUGGAUGUAUUAUACUCACCAGGUGGUGUCCCAGAGGCACGGCGGUCACUGGAUGAACAUGUCCUCGCUCGACGCCACGAACUUCGCGCCCCUCGGCUACGACUACACGUGGCGCGGCGGGAUGGACGGCUUCGUCAGGUACCUCAUGGUAAGUGGCGGCUCCGGGGGGGCUUGGCGGACGGCCCUCUUUCUCACAGCAUCCGUGCACACUUAGGCCUAUGCCUUGUGCUUGUAUAUAGCCUGAACACCGACUCACACUGACUCCCUCUCUCGUUCUCACUCUCACUCAUUCUCAUUCUCACACUCACGUUCACUCGCUC
Penaeus monodon (black tiger shrimp) is the source of this 742-nucleotide messenger RNA. RefSeq lists its product as uncharacterized. The transcript has 5 exons. The coding region runs from base 1 to 636 and encodes 211 amino acids. The record is from RefSeq and is a predicted model, not a curated record. NCBI's taxonomy places the organism in Eukaryota, Metazoa, Arthropoda, Malacostraca, Decapoda, Penaeidae.